UGUGAUUCGUUAGAGGACCAAAGAAGAAGAUCGAAUGCAGUGAUGAUCGAUGACAGCCGAUAAAAGGAGGGAAUCGAAGAGCAUGAUCAUCCCACCACCAAUCUCUCAUCUUCGUGUUUGGGUUUUACGUCCAGCACUACCCACCAUGCUCCAUUGUCAUGGAGUAUCGGUCUGCACUUCUUGUGGGGUGUGUUUGCUCCGGCUCCGGCGAUUGAAGCCUAUACAAUUGAAUUAUCGAUUGGAAAAUACUUUCUUUCGCUAAAAGCUACAGCUGUAUCAGCUUCAAUCUUCCGUUCUAACAGUAACAGAGACGUUACCGUCUUACCGAUAUCACCUCGGGACAGAUAGCCCAAGCUCCAAUAAUGGAUCUAUCGAGAGCUGUCUGUCUCUGACUCCCAUUGUCUGAAAAGCGGGACAAAUGUCGAGAGCCGGGAUCUACUGUACUUUUUUGUUGCUCUGCAAUUGUCUUACACUUUAAUUUAUUCUGUGACAAGUGGAAGGCCAAGCAGGCAAGGAAUCAGGCUCGGCACUUGAUUUCACCGGAAAAAAAUUACGUAGAAUUCAUUUAUUGCAGACUGCUAUUAGUUGGGGAGACCCAUAUCUGUUGCUUCGCUGGUUCUUCUUAGGUGUUUAUCAUUGAGUGCGCCCACGUGGGUUAAGAUCCUGAGUAACAGAUAGUGUCUCCCCACAUACUGAAUUCUGACACCAUUAGCAUCUGAUCCUCUCUCUUCUCCAUCUCUGUUCCACAUUCCUUUCUGUUAUCUUUAAUGGGUUUUUCUCUGUUUAAUUACUAACCUCGAAUUCAUUCGAUCUUAUGGUAUUCCUAUGGCUUCCAUUCUUCGUUGUCGUAAGCUCCGCUAUGUAGAGCCUGUUAAGUGUUCAACGUUGGGUCUCGAAUCUCUUGAGACUUUAAAAAGCAGUGACAAAGCUGAGGGUGGUGCUUCAGCUGUUGUUGUUAACACCAUUAAUCGAUCUUUACCAGGGAAGAGGAGAAGGAGGCCAACUAACGACUGGAGGUAUAUAGAUUGGUACUGCUGGAUGGUUGGGUACCUAUGCACUACAUGGUGGCUUCUCUUAUUACUGUCUCACUUUCUGUCUGGCUUUCAAGCUCCCGAAUCACCGGGGUCAAAGCUGAAGCGAGAAGGAUUGAAAGCGUUGCAUCCCGUCGUGUUGGUGCCCGGCAUUGUUAUUGGCGGAUUGGAGCUCUGGGAAGGCAGACCCUGUGCGGAUGGUCUGUUCCGUAAGCGACUCUGGAGCAGUAGCUUUACAGAAAACUUCAGAAGGCCACUGUGUUGGUUGGAGCAUUUGUCUCUGGACAGUGUGACAGGGCUGGACCCACCAGGCAUCCGGGUUCGUCCUGUUACUGGGCUGGCUGCGGCGGACUAUUUUGCUCCUGGGUACUUUCUUUGGACUACCCUUAUCGAGAACCUGGCGAAAGUUGGAUACGAGGGGAAGAAUCUGCACAUGGCUACUUACGAUUGGAGGCUCUCUUUUCAGAAUACAGAGGUUCGAGACCAAUCCCUCAGUAGACUGAAGAGUAAAAUUGAACUUAUGUUUGUAAUCAAUGGUUAUAGGAAGGUAGUAGUGGUUCCCCAUUCUAUGGGGAGCCUCUAUUUCCUCCACUUUCUCAAGUGGGUUGAAGCACCGGCUCCUAUGGGUGGAGGUGGUGGUCCGGGAUGGUGUGCUAAACACAUCAAAGCAAUCAUGAACAUUGGUCCGUUGUUUCUUGGUGUUCCAAAGGCAGUUAGUAACAUACUCUCUUCUGAGGCUAAAGACAUUGCUUUUGCCAGAACUAUGGCUCCUGUCGUUUUAGAUUCUAACUUUCCUGGUCUUCAAACCCUAGAACACAUCAUGCAAGUUUCUCGCACUUGGGACUCGAUGAUGUCAUUGAUACCAAAAGGAGGAGAGACAAUCUGGGGUGACUUGGAUUGGUCACCUGAAGAAGAGUACAAUUGUGAUUCUGAAUGGAAGAAAAAUCUGAAGGCCUCUUCAAGAGACCAAUCACAUAAAACCAACAUAAGUGAUGGACAGCUAGGUUUCAGAGUAAAGGAGUCUGUAAAAUUUGGAAGGAUAAUCUCCUUUGGGAAGAUGGCAUCAAAAUUACCUUCCUCUGAGCUAAGAACUUUUGAUUUUAAGGACCUUUCUUGUGGUGGUGCAUCAACUAAGUCCAAUUCAUCAUGUGGAGAGGUGUGGACUGAAUAUGAUGAGCUGAGUAGGGAAAGCAUCAAGGAAGUUGCAGAAAACAAAGUCUAUACAGCAACAACUAUUCUUGAUUUGCUUUACUUUGUGGCCCCAAAAAUGAUGCGGCGUGCCAAUGCUCAUUUCUCCCAUGGGGUAGCUGAAAAUUUAGAUGACCCAAAGUAUUCCCAUUAUAAGUACUGGUCCAAUCCACUGGAGACCAAGUUACCUGAUGCUCCAGCUAUGGAGAUUUACUGUUUAUAUGGAGUGGGUAUCCCCACAGAAAGAUCAUACGUGUACAAGCUCUUACCUUCAGACCAGUGCAGGCACAUCCCCUUCCGGAUUGAUAGCUCCACAGGUGGUAACAAUGGUAGGUGCUUGAGGAGUGGCAUCUACUUUGUGGAUGGUGAUGAGAGUGUACCAGUUUUGAGUGCUGGGUUCAUGUGUGCCAAAGGGUGGCAGGGAAGAAACCGUUUCAAUCCAUUUGGCAUCUCCACCUACAUAAGGGAGUACCGGAACAAGCCGCCUACCAUUCUGUUUGAGGGCCGGGGUUUAGAGAGUAGUUCUCAUGUUGACAUCAUGGGAAAUGUGGCCUUGAUUGAGGACAUAAUGAGGGUUGCAGCAGGUGCCAAUGGAGUAGAGUUGGGUGGCAACAGAAUUUUCUCAGACAUCAUAAAAAUGUCUGAAAGGAUAAACCUACGCCUGUGAUGACACUAUUGGCAUUAGCAUGAUUUCCUUCCCUUCAACAGCCAAUCACUUCUUGAGAUUCUGUCAUAGGUAGUCAACCUGAAACAACUUGAGAAGACAUCACCAGGCAUUCAAGUAAUCUAGAGAAGGGAAAGAGAUCAGUCUAGCACAUGCAACAGAACAGAGCCACACAGUGGAGUUAGAGGAUUGGAACUCAACCACAAAUAUUCUAACUACCAUUUUUCAGAAUGGUUGUUGUGGGUAGUAAUUGAUAAAUGAGGGUUUUACUGUGGAAGUGGAAGAUAUACAUCAACUUGGUGGAAUCUUACUAUAGUGAAUAAAUGACUUGUACAAGUUCUGUUUGUACUAGGUUUUAGUGAUCAGGAGGUGCAGUAGGGUCCAUUUUAUUUUGUUCUUAAAUGUGGACUAUACCUGUAAAAUCCAAUUACUGGACUGCUUUGUAUUAUUUA
Molecule: messenger RNA, 3335 nt
Organism: Nelumbo nucifera (sacred lotus)
Lineage: Eukaryota; Viridiplantae; Streptophyta; Magnoliopsida; Proteales; Nelumbonaceae
Product: putative phospholipid:diacylglycerol acyltransferase 2
Biological process (GO): lipid metabolic process
Source: RefSeq, a predicted model, not a curated record